This is a messenger RNA of Exophiala spinifera, 1617 nucleotides long. RefSeq lists its product as uncharacterized. The transcript is spliced from 4 exons. NCBI's taxonomy places the organism in Eukaryota, Fungi, Ascomycota, Eurotiomycetes, Chaetothyriales, Herpotrichiellaceae. The record is from RefSeq and is a predicted model, not a curated record. The coding region runs from base 1 to 1617 and encodes 538 amino acids.
AUGGAUACGCAACCUGCGGACGCAUUGCAGCCGCCUAAACUGGAGCAUGCAAAUGGAACUGGGCAUGGUCAGCCUCUGGUAUACCGAUUUGUCAGACAGUCUGGCCGCAAGGUGGACAAAUCGGCUCACAGUGCCAUUCGAUCGCACGCCAUGAAAGGGUUCCGCAGCACGCAGCGGCGCCAGAAGCAAUUAGAUCUGGUACGGAGGGGCCGUCAACCAGCUACAGAGGAGAAUCUCAGCAUAUGCCGAUGCUCGCCUCCCGCCCAGCAAUCUCCAGCUCCACAAGAGUAUGGCUCACGGAGACAAAGGCUUGACACAUCGUCGAUCAGCUCUACGUCUGCCUCCGAACGUUGCAAUCGCUGUGGCAAGGCGCAGUCAUUGAAGAUGAGCCCAUCGGAGGAAACAAACGACUUGCAGCAAUCAUCCUACCCUGUGGUUACGUUUGCAGCGGCCGACUUUGACCCCUUCAACUCAAUCACCGAGCUACCCCAGUCCCUGACUUCAAAAUUCUCGAGCGAGAUCAAUGCCAUUAAGAUCCACGCCGUCACCUUUUGCUUCCCUGGCCCAAUUAAGACAGACGUAUUCCCCGAAGCUUUGCGAACACCUGCAUUGCUGGCGAGCAUGCUGUACAUGGCGUACUCGUACCUCCGUUCAGUAAGGGGAUGGAGCAGUCCCGAGCUCGCACUGGGCCUGAAAGUAGCUGCGAUGUCACAAAUCAACGCGAAGAUGUCUCACCCGAGCACCGCAACUUGCACCAAUGUGAUUGCCUCGAUUGCCUAUCUGUCGACUGGUACCUGGGUUUUUGGCAACCCGAUCGAAGAGGUGGACACUCAUCUGAGGGGAAUGGAAUUAAUGGUCAAACAAAGAGGCAUGGAAAGCCUCGGCGUUUUCCAAUUUGGCCGCACGGUCCGCAAGUAUCUGUUUGUGCAGAAUCUUCUCCUAGCAGCAAUUCAGGCACAGCCUGCCGCAUCCACUUUCGAUCUCGAUUACGGACAGUCGUCGAAUGCUGAGUCGACGGUCCGGUUGAAGCAUGAGUCACCACUAUACGGUCGGCAGGGUACAUUUGCUGAACUUUUCCAAUCGAAGCGACUUGGACGGGACACAAUGUACAUCCUGUUCCAUGCCAAGGCUCUCAUUGACCUGGUAAUUGGCUUUGACGAAGGUGCAAUCGAAGAAGCAGAGUUCGCCGUCACGCUGCAUCAUAUUAAAACCGCGCUGGAGCGUUACAAAUCGACCGACGAUCUUCAAACCACCUCUGAGGGCAAAUGGGUGUUUAAAUGCUGCCACCUUACCGUGAUGCUCAUCCUCAAUGCCAUCGAGACAGCCCAACCCCUCAUAUCGAGCGAUCCGGCGCUCACUCUAGGGUUAGUGGGGGCUCUAGGAAAGACCGAUUUUGGCGACAACUGGGGAGAACUGUCAGGUAUACUCUACUGGGUAACAAUGGUUGGAUCCGCAUCCAGCCAGGGAAGGCCAGGCCACCGACUCUUAGACUCGACUCUGAACCGCAUCAUGGGCGAGGUCGUUUUUACGGCGGCCGAUUUUGGUGCCGCUGUGGAGCCGAUACGACAAUUCUCGCGUUUGCAAAGCGCUAUACGGAGACGGUCUCAAGCCCUUUGA